Cotesia glomerata is the source of this 985-nucleotide messenger RNA. RefSeq names its product tyrosine-protein phosphatase non-receptor type 9-like. The record is from RefSeq and is a predicted model, not a curated record. The coding region runs from base 164 to 985 and encodes 273 amino acids. Gene Ontology annotation, molecular function: protein tyrosine phosphatase activity. Lineage: Eukaryota; Metazoa; Arthropoda; Insecta; Hymenoptera; Braconidae. Gene Ontology annotation, biological process: protein dephosphorylation. The transcript has a single exon.
UUUUUCCCCUUUCCACCCAUUGUAUACAUCAUAUCAUAACAUGUAAUAACUCUAAAAAUAUCGUACAGGAAAGUCUGUUAUAAGAUAAAUACGACCUAAUUAGGCCUCAGUUUUAUACAACCAUUACUUGCGACACUAGUGGAUAUCCAGAGGAUUAAAAAAUAUGAAUUCUAAGAGCGCAAUUUUGCAGAAUAACUCCAGAAGAUCGAGCUAUGAUUCAGUAAUCAAGAAUAUUAAAUUAGAUACUUCUGCGAGUUUCGUUGAUGGCAAUAACAUCCCAAAGAAGUUUAUGGUCAUCAAAAAACCAGCAUCUGAUUUUUUAUAUCCUAAUUUUUGGGAAUUGAUAUGGAAGACUGAUAGCAGAGUGAUAGUGCGAUUUGACAAGGGUCAUUACAUAAGGCAAAAAUGGCUGAAUAGCGAUUCAACCUUGGCGUACACUGUCGGACAAUUCACUCUAUGGAAGAAGACUAUAACCGAUAAAUAUUACACUCAGAUAACCUUGACGGUGAAAAACAACAAAGAAAAUAAGUCAAGGAAGAUAACGCAUUAUCAAUACCAUGAAUUUCCUGAUCAACAGACACCUUUUUACUCUGCACAGCUGAUAUCUUUUUGGAAGAUUGUGAACAAAAAGUAUGAAGGCACAAUUUCAUCGGAACAAAAGGAAAGUGAAAUGUGCCCAAUUGUGAUGUACAGCGCCACGCGGUUUGAAAGGUUGGUGUCGAUUUGUGCGAUUGACAUCUGCUUGGACCAGUUGACAGAGGAGCAACCAGUUUCGGUGUCUAACACCAUUUUGGAUGUUAAGUAUCAAGUGUCCUUUGAAUCUAUCAGCACGGAAAAACAAGCAUUCAUUGAUAAAACCGUGCAGCAUAUCAAAGGCGCGUUCCUUUGGAAGAAAGAACAAGAUGACAGCGACCCCAGUAAUGUGUCUUUUAGAGAUCGUGUUCGGAAGUAUUGUUUACUUUUCAAACGACCAUCUGUUUUUUGA